GCCUGGCGGGCGGGAGGGGAGGUAGCAGGCGCUUUUGCAGGAGGGGCGCACCUCUCCUCUCUCGUACCCCCCGGAAGGUAGACCGAAAAGGGGAGGCGGGCGGGCGGAGAGUGCGCGAUCUAGCGGGAGUGGGGGCGGCUAUGUGGGGGGUGCGCCCCACUGUCUAGACAGUCCGAUCUGGGCAGGGGGCGUGUGCGCUGGGCGCACCUGCGAGACUACAGAGCCCCGGGCCGGCACGUGUGGAGAGUGGACACGUCCGCUGCGCCCCGCUUCUCGCUGCCUAGGGGAAGGGAGGGGGGCGGGAAGGUGCCGGGGCCCGGCUAGUGGGGAGGGGGCGGCGGCCAUGGAGCGGGUGAACGACGCUUCUUGCGGCCCGUCGGGCGGGCGGCGGGGCUGGGGGCAGCCGAGAACUGGAGAUGCACACCAUCAGCUCCAAGGUGUUCGGGGACAUCCUGGACUUCGCCUACACUUCCCGCAUCGUAGUGCGCCUGGAGAGCUUCCCUGAGCUCAUGACGGCCGCCAAGUUCCUGCUGAUGAGGUCGGUAAUCGAGAUCUGCCAGGAAGUCAUCAAACAGUCUAACGUGCAGAUCCUCGUGCCCCCUGCCCGGGCCGACAUCAUGCUCUUUCGUCCCCCUGGGACCUCGGACUUGGGCUUCCCUUUGGACAUGACCAAUGGGGCAGCCUUGGCAGCCAACAGCAAUGGCAUCGCAGGCAGCAUGCAGCCCGAGGAGGACGCAGCCCGGGCAGCUGGUGCAGCCAUUGCCAGCCAAACCUCCCUGCCUGUGUUACCUGGGGUGGACCGCUUGCCCAUGGUGGCUGGACCCCUGUCUCCCCAACUGCUGACUUCCCCGUUCCCCAAUGUGGCGUCCAGUGCCCCUCCCCUGACUGGCAAGCGAGGCCGGGGCCGCCCAAGGAAGGCCAACCUGCUGGACUCAAUGUUUGGGUCCCCUGGGGGCCUGAGAGAGGCAGGCAUCCUUCCGUGUGGCCUGUGUGGGAAGGUGUUCACUGAUGCCAACCGGCUCCGGCAGCACGAGGCCCAACACGGUGUCACCAGCCUCCAACUGGGCUACAUCGACCUCCCUCCUCCGAGGCUGGGCGAGAAUGGGCUCCCCAUCUCUGAGGACCCCGACGGCCCCCGCAAGAGGAGCCGGACCAGGAAGCAGGUGGCUUGUGAGAUCUGCGGCAAGAUCUUCCGCGACGUGUACCAUCUCAACCGGCACAAGCUCUCCCAUUCUGGGGAGAAGCCCUACUCCUGUCCCGUGUGUGGGCUGCGGUUCAAGAGGAAAGACCGCAUGUCCUACCAUGUGCGGUCCCAUGAUGGGUCCGUGGGCAAGCCCUACAUCUGCCAGAGCUGUGGGAAAGGCUUCUCCAGGCCUGAUCACUUGAACGGACAUAUCAAGCAGGUUCACACUUCCGAGCGGCCGCACAAGUGUCAGACCUGCAAUGCUUCUUUCGCCACCCGAGACCGACUGCGCUCCCAUCUGGCCUGUCAUGAAGACAAGGUGCCCUGCCAGGUGUGUGGGAAGUACUUACGGGCAGCAUACAUGGCAGACCACCUGAAGAAACACAGCGAGGGGCCCAGCAACUUCUGCAGUAUCUGUAACCGAGGUUUCUCCUCUGCCUCCUACUUAAAGGUCCAUGUUAAAACCCACCACGGUGUUCCCCUUCCCCAGGUCUCCAGGCACCAGGAGCCCAUCCCGAAUGGGGGAGCAGCGUUCCACUGCGCCAGGACCUAUGGCAACAAAGAAGGCCAGAAAUGCUCACAUCAGGAUCCGAUUGAGAGCUCCGACUCCUAUGGUGACCUCUCAGAUGCCAGCGACCUGAAGACACCAGAGAAGCAGAGUGCCAACGGCUCUUUCUCCUGUGACAUGGCGGUCCCCAAAAACAAAAUGGAGUCUGAUGGGGAGAAGAAGUACCCAUGCCCUGAAUGUGGGAGCUUCUUCCGCUCUAAGUCCUACUUGAACAAACAUAUCCAGAAGGUGCAUGUCCGGGCCCUUGGGGGUCCCCUGGGGGACUUGGGCCCUGCCCUUGGCUCGCCUUUCUCUCCCCAGCAGAACAUGUCUCUUCUUGAGUCAUUUGGGUUUCAGAUUGUUCAGUCGGCAUUUGCAUCAUCUUUAGUAGAUCCUGAGGUUGACCAGCAGCCCAUGGGGCCUGAGGGGAAGUGAGGCAGAUGCUGCGUCCCCAAAGAAACAGCCCACGGGGACUGCUGAGAAAUGCUGUGAAUGCGGAGGAAAGUGAUGUCUUUGGGUUCUGUAGCUGAGAGAUUUUUAUUCAUUUUUAACUGUCUCCUUCCCCCAACCCUACUCCCUCUCUACCAUCCGUUUUCCCCAUGGUCUUUAGAAAUAGAUUCUCAUCUGAUACUCUGCAGAAAUACCUUGAGAGACCCCGUAUGGGAUGAGGGCAGAAAACACUACAUAGGCCUCCAUGGCAAUACCAGUCCCAGUUUCUCUAUCGGGUGGAAGCUGGAAUUCUGGUGCUCAACUUUUAGUGACCCCAAUCUGAAGUCCAAACCCCAUGGCAUUCUGGGACCUCAGUGAUUUUGGUCCCUCCCAAUUCUUCACUUCCUCUUCCCAUACCCCUCAAAAGAAACCACAGUAGGGUCUCCACACACUUACACAAUGCCGAUGCCCAACUGUUUUUAAGGAAGCCGGAAGCCUACAGCAUCCCACUGACCAUGGGGUGAGUGUCCUCCAAGAGCCCCCCUGAGCUCAGCCCUUGGCCUUCUGAGCUUUAUUCGGAGGCUGGUAUUUCACUGCUAGGGCAAGCUCAGCUAUUGAGGAUACCCUCACCCCAAAUUCCAGUUCUUAUGUGAUUUUGACCAUUCAACUUGCUGUUGGGUUUGAAUUCUCUAAUUAUUAUUAUUAUUGUUAUUAUUUUUUAGGACCAGUUGUAGUGAAUUGCUACUGAAAGCUAUCCCAGGUGGUACAGAGCUCUUUGUAAACCGCAGACACACGUUAGGGUUAGUAUUAAACUUCGUUUAGAUGUACCAUAAUUAACUUGGCUAGUUGAUUGUUUGAAGUCUAUGGAAGAAAUAGUUUUAUGCAAAAUUUUAAAAAAUGCCAGUCUGGUCAGGGAGGUUGGGAGUGUUGGUGCUGUUGGGAAUCAAGAAGGUGGGAGAGCCAGCAGGUAGGGGUAUCAUGUACCUCGGUCGUGUCACGUGAGCAAGCCCAGGUUGACCUUGUGAUGUGAAUUGAUCUGAUCAGACUGUAUUAAAAACAUUAGUACGUUACUCUA
Tupaia belangeri chinensis (Chinese tree shrew) is the source of this 3234-nucleotide messenger RNA. RefSeq names its product POZ/BTB and AT hook containing zinc finger 1 (gene PATZ1). Gene Ontology annotation, molecular function: DNA-binding transcription factor activity, RNA polymerase II-specific; protein binding. Gene Ontology annotation, biological process: regulation of transcription by RNA polymerase II. The record is from RefSeq and is a predicted model, not a curated record. Lineage: Eukaryota; Metazoa; Chordata; Mammalia; Scandentia; Tupaiidae. Gene Ontology annotation, cellular component: nucleus.